Molecule: messenger RNA, 1434 nt
Organism: Miniopterus natalensis
Lineage: Eukaryota; Metazoa; Chordata; Mammalia; Chiroptera; Miniopteridae
Gene: AGT
Product: angiotensinogen
Biological process (GO): regulation of systemic arterial blood pressure by renin-angiotensin; regulation of apoptotic process
Molecular function (GO): serine-type endopeptidase inhibitor activity
Source: RefSeq, a predicted model, not a curated record
AUGCGUCCUGCGGGUGUGGGCCUGAGGGCCACCAUGCUUUGUCUGCUGGCCUGGGCUGGCCUGCCCACUGCUGACCGGGUCUAUAUACACCCCUUCCACCUCCUUGUCUACAGCAAGAGCACCUGCGAACAGCUGGAGAAGCCCAAUGGGGAGACGCCCAAAGACCAAACCCUCACGCCUCUCCCCAUUCAGAACGAGGUGCCCCCAGUAGACGAAGAGAGCCUGCGGGAGAAGCUAGUGCUGGCUGCCCAGAAGCUCCGGGGUGAAGACAAGAUGCGGGUGACCAUGGUGGGGAUGCUCCUCAAUUUCAUGGGCUUCCGCAUGUACAAGAUGCUGACCGAGACACAGACCGACGACAGCGUGGCCAUCCUCUCCCCAACAGCUCUCUUUGGCACCCUGACCUCCUUCUACCUGGGAGCUUUGGGCACCACGGCCAGCAGGCUGCAGACUUUCCUGGGCGUCCCCGGGGAGGAUCUCAGCUGCACCUCCCAGCUGGAUGGUCACAAGGUCCUCUCGACCCUGCAGGCCAUUCAGGGCCUUCUGGUCUUGCAGGACAGGGCUGGCCACCCGGCCAGGCUGCGCCUGUCCACCGUGGUGGGCCUGUUCACCAACGAUGGCCUGCGCCUGAAGAGGCCUUUCGUGCAGGGCCUGGCUCCCUUCGCCCCCGUCACCCUCCCGCGCUCUCUCGACCUGUCCAGGGACCCAAACCUCGCUUGUGAGCUGAUCAACAGGUUCAUGCAGGCCGCCACCGGGUGGAAUAUGGGCAGGCCCCUGAGGGAAGGCAGCCCCGACAGCUCCCUGCUCUUCAACGCUUACAUCCACUUCCAAGGCCAGAUGAAGGGGUUCUCCCUGCUGCCCAGCCUCCAGGAGUUCUGGGUGGACAAUACCACCUCCGUCUCCGUCCCCAUGCUCUCGGGAAUGGGCACCUUCCAGCACUGGAGGGACACCCGGAACAACCUCUCCAUGACCCAGGUGCCCCUCAGCAAGAACGUCGGCCUGCUGCUGAUCCAGCCCCACCUCGCCUCAGCCCUGGAGGAGGUUGAGGCCCUCACCUUCCAGCGCGACUUCAUGACCUGGACUAAGAACCUGUCUCCCCGGGCCAUCCACCUGACCAUGCCCCAGCUGGUGCUGCGAGGGUCCUACGAUCUGCAGGAACUGCUCGCCCAGGCCAAGCUGCCCACCCUGCUGGGCCCCGAGGCAAACCUGUACAAAAUCAGCAGUGACAAACUCAGAGUCGGACAGGUGAUGAACAGCAUCCUGUUCGAACUCAAAGCAGACCAGGGAGAGCAGCCCGCAGGGUCUGCCCAGCAGCCGGCAGGCCCCGGGGCCCUGGAGGUGACCCUGAACCGCCCGUUCCUGUUUGCCGUCUAUGACCAAGACUCCACUGCCCUCCACUUCCUGGGCCGUGUGGCCAACCCACUGAGGGUGGUGUGA